AUGCCUCUCUGUAAAACUCGCCUCUCAUUCCACUCCGCCACUCAGGCCACCAGCGGCCACCACGCCGACUUUCAGCUCUCGGAGCUUCAGCGGCAGGUCGCCGAGCACCACCAGCUGCUGCACGCCCACAUUGGACGCGGCUCGGAGCCGCCGCGAAAGCCUCCGAAGGCUGGCGCCGAGGGGGAGGCCAAGCCGGCGGCCAAGCCGGCGGUUCGGGUGGCCAAGGGCGGGAAGGGCAUGGGAAGGAAGCGGGGCAAGGGCAAGGGCAAGGCGAAAGGAAAGGGAGAGGAGGAGGAGGAGGAGGAGGAGGAGGGCGGCAGCGAGGGCGGCGGCAAGGGGGCGGAAGCCGCCGCGGGCGGCGGCGCGGGCGCGGCGAGAGGUAGUGGCGAGGCAGCCGAGGACAAGGCUGCGGCGGGCGAGGCGGCGGAGGAGGAGAAGGCGACGGCGUCAGAGCAGGGGGGAAGGGCGCGCGGUGCACCUCCGAAUUCGAAAUCGUGUCCUCACGCUUAG
This is a messenger RNA of Emiliania huxleyi CCMP1516, 510 nucleotides long. RefSeq lists its product as hypothetical. Bases 1 to 510 code for a protein of 169 amino acids. The transcript is spliced from 5 exons. The record is from RefSeq and is a predicted model, not a curated record. NCBI's taxonomy places the organism in Eukaryota, Haptophyta, Isochrysidales, Noelaerhabdaceae.